AUGGCUUCUUCUUCUUCUAUGGAAACUCCACAACCUCAGCCACAACCACAACCUCCUCUCUACUUCGAUGAAAAAUGGAAGCUCUCAAAGAAAGAAGCAUCAACCAGAAGCCGAUCUUCAUCGUCCUCUUUCAUCAAGAACACUUCCACACAAAGAAAGUGCGCUUUCGCUAGAAAAUGUGCCAGACUUGUCAAAGAACAACGAGCACGUUUCUACAUCAUGAGGCGUUGCGUCACCAUGCUUAUUUGCUGGCGCGAUUACAGUGAUUCAUGA
Lathyrus sativus (Indian pea) is the source of this 273-nucleotide messenger RNA. The record is from the annotation of a GenBank genome assembly. Lineage: Eukaryota; Viridiplantae; Streptophyta; Magnoliopsida; Fabales; Fabaceae.